UAAGUUAGUCCACACACUCAGACCGGUGGAGGUACCAGAGCAAACACCUCUCCCACUCCUUCACAGAGACUCUCCCUGACGUUCACUGUCUCUUCCACACAGGGAGCUUGUUUCACUGAGGAGUAGUCCCCACUGCUGGCAAAGUGUUUCACCUAAUUUCACGUGAAGUGUAGCAGAGCGUCAGCUGCCAGCGGAGGUCUGCGCAGCUUAGAAGAGAGGAAAGCAGAGUGCACAGGGAUUCACUCGCAGACCCAUCCUGUUGAUGAACUAUAGGCUUGGUGGCUGGAAAAUGAGUCUCCGGUGGCUGGACAGCGUUUACCGGUGCAACCACUGACCUCCACCGCUGCAGAUGCCUUCAGCUGGAUGCUGAAAGCCUAGGAUGGAAGACCAACCAAGCUCUGCUCCGAGGCACAACGUCAUUCCCACAUCAUCACUUGUUCUGGCCUCUUCUGGCCCAGCCGGCCGCUUCACUCGCAUCUCCAACCAGACAGGGAGCACUGCCAACGGUUGACCAAACUCCAGGAUGUUUCUGACCUACCGCCGGUUUCGAAGAUGCCCGUGUGUUCAACUGAUAACCACGUGCCUGGUGCUGUCAGCGGUGAUGGUGUGCUGGGAGCAGCUGGAUGCCAACGUCGUCAGCCACGUCAAGUCCUACUCCUUCCGCUACUUGGUCAACAGCUUCAGCUCCAUGAACCGGAGCCUCACAAUUCCUCGUGAGCAGGCCAGAAGAUUCAGUGACUUUCCCUACCUGCUGGACCACCCGGACAAGUGCGUCGGCAAGGACGUCCUCCUCCUGCUGUUUGUCAAAUCCUCCCCGGAGAAUAUCGAGAGACGGAACGCCAUCAGAUCCACUUGGGGCAACGAGACCUACAUCCAAAACAAUCUGGGUGUGACGGUCAAGGUGGUGUUCGCCUUGGGUGCGAUUCAGACUAAGACAGAUGAGCCUUCGUGGAGCAGGAGGAGCGGUGUCGGGUUCCAGGAUCAGCUCAUCAAGGAGGACCAUCUGUACGGUGACUUGAUCCAGAAAAACUUUUUGGACUCCUUCCACAACCUGACACUGAAACUGAUCCUGCAGUUCCACUGGAUGCACAGUCGCUGCGCUCACGCCCGCUUCUUCAUGACCGCAGAUGACGACAUCUUUGUCCACAUGCCAAACCUGGUGGGCUACCUGCAAGACAUAAGCAGCCGAGGCGUCACCGACUUCUGGAUCGGUCGAGUGCACAGAGGGUCGCCGCCUGUUCGCAGCAAGCACAGCAAAUAUUACGUUUCCUCAGAGAUGUACCAGUGGUUUUCUUACCCCGACUACACAGCCGGAGCCGGCUACGUCAUCUCAGGUGAUGUAGCGGACAAAAUCCACCAAGCCACAUUGACUCUGAACGCCUCUCUUCACAUAGAUGAUGUGUUCAUGGGCAUCUGCGCCAACUCCAUCGGUGUGUCACCACAAGAGCAUGCCUACUUCUCAGGGGAGGGCAAGGCGCCUUAUCACCCCUGCAUCUACAAUCAAAUGAUGACAUCCCAUGGCCAUGUAGAGGACAUUUACGAACUGUGGAAGACGGUGAUAGACCUGCGGGUGAAGCAGAAGACCUCCGGACUGUUCAGCCGGCUGUACUGUACAGCCAUGAAGAUCGCUCUCCUGUGCAGACCUCAGUUCUUCAACACUUACCCUUGCAAAGCAGCAUUUUUGUAGUAUUAAUCAGGUUUGUGAGUGUAAGUGUGUGACAGACAGAAGGUCUUCAUGAGGUGGGAAUCAUUUCUGCAAAUAUUACCUCAGUCCUUUCAGUUGGACAUCUGCAGUACGUCAAAGCUCUGUGUUCUGUGUUGCAGAAGAAGCCAGAGUGACCAGACUGUUAAAGAAUGAUCAUCUGCACGUCUAUGACCUGCACUAAUGAUGGCUUCUACUAUAAAAUGUGAAGAAAAAACGGAGAACGUGAAGUUUACAAGUUAUUUAAAUUCAUCCGUGUGUUUGGUUUGCAAAUUAACUUAUGUCUUUAUUUAAAAAAGAUA
Cololabis saira (Pacific saury) is the source of this 2004-nucleotide messenger RNA. RefSeq names its product lactosylceramide 1,3-N-acetyl-beta-D-glucosaminyltransferase A-like. Gene Ontology annotation, biological process: brain development. NCBI's taxonomy places the organism in Eukaryota, Metazoa, Chordata, Actinopteri, Beloniformes, Belonidae. The record is from RefSeq and is a predicted model, not a curated record. The coding region runs from base 524 to 1687 and encodes 387 amino acids. The transcript has 2 exons. Gene Ontology annotation, cellular component: membrane.